Molecule: messenger RNA, 2205 nt
Organism: Camellia sinensis
Lineage: Eukaryota; Viridiplantae; Streptophyta; Magnoliopsida; Ericales; Theaceae
Product: heat shock factor protein HSF8
Biological process (GO): cellular response to heat; regulation of transcription by RNA polymerase II
Cellular component (GO): nucleus
Molecular function (GO): DNA-binding transcription factor activity; RNA polymerase II cis-regulatory region sequence-specific DNA binding
Source: RefSeq, a predicted model, not a curated record
UCUUCCGUCGUCAUCCCCAACAAAGCACCGGGUCGUGCCCGUUUCCUCCGUCUUCUCUCUCCCGUCUCUGUAAACCGCCCCAUUCUCUUUCCCGUGACCGUACACCCCCCUCUCUCUCUCUAACUUUCUCUCUCUAAAUCUAGGGUUCAACACUCCCUCAAAACCCUAACAAUAUUCAAACUAUCUCAGUCCACUAAAAAAAAAAAUUGAAAUUGAAAUUUACUUUCAGAACUCUGUCUGAUUGAUGCUUAUCUUUUGAUUUGAUUGCUUUUUUUUGCUCCGGCGAGAUAUGGACGCUGUCAACAGCGGAACCACGGCGGCGAACGGCGGAGCUGCUUUGCCGCCGCCUCCUGCUCCGAUGCCUAUUCCAAACGCGAAUGCUCCGCCGCCUUUUCUAGUCAAGACAUACGACAUGGUCGAUGACCCCUCCACCGAUAAAAUCGUCUCUUGGAGCGCCACCAACAAUAGCUUCGUCGUUUGGGACCCUCCGGAGUUUGCUAGGGACCUCUUGCCUAAGUUCUUCAAGCACAACAACUUCUCGAGCUUUGUUCGGCAAUUGAACACUUAUGGUUUCAGGAAGGUUGACCCAGACCGCUGGGAGUUUGCAAAUGAGGGAUUUCUCAGAGGUCAAAAGCACCUCCUUAAAAGUAUUAGUCGGCGAAAACCUGCCCAUGGAAAUAAUAACCAACAACAGCAGCAACCACAUGGACAGAGUGCAUCCAUUGCGGCGUGUGUUGAGGUGGGGAAAUUCGGGCUCGAGGAAGAGGUCGAGAGGCUAAAACGGGACAAGAAUGUGCUUAUGCAGGAGCUUGUGAGGCUGAGGCAGCAGCAACAAUCCACCGAUAAUCAGUUGCAAGCCAUGGUGCAACGGCUUCAGGGGAUGGAGCAACGGCAACAACAGAUGAUGUCGUUCCUGGCUAAGGCUGUGCAUAGCCCAGGCUUUUUGGCACAGUUUGUGCAGCAGCAGCAAAACGAAAGCAACAGGCGCAUAUCCGAAGGCAACAAAAAGAGGAGGCUUAAGCAGGACGGCAUUUCAGAUGAUCAUUCUGUAGGCCCCAUUGAUGGACAAAUUGUUAAGUAUCAGCCAAUGAUGAACGAAGCGGCAAAAGCAAUGCUCAGGCAGAUCGUUAAACUGGAUGCUCCGAUGCGGCUGGAAAACUUCAACAAUGAUUCCGAUGCUUUCUUGAUUGGUGACGUUUCAUUACCCAACACGUUAGAUCGUGGGAGUUCUUCGACUCCUACUUCAGGAUUGACUCUUCAGGAGGUCUCACCAUCUUCCGGGCAGUCUUAUUUGCCAGUGACUUCUGGGAUUUCAGGUGCCAAAUCUGAGAUUCAGUCCUCUUCUCUCUGUGCAAACUCUGAAAUGAUUACGACUCCCUUUCCAACCAUGAACCCGCUGGUUGGAGCACAAGCACACGCAGAUUUAGUUAUGCCCGAGCUCUCUCCAUUACAAGAAAUGAUGUCAGAAAGCAAUGUCGACGUAAGUGGAGAAAGCUACAUAGGACCCGAGACACAGAGUUCUGCAUUUAUAAAUUCAACCUCGAAAAUGCCCUUAGAAAUUGACAAUUUUGCUACUGAUCCUGAAUUUGAGUGGGAUGAUUCCUUGCUGGAAGAUGAGAUACAAAAGCUUCCCGGCAUUGGUGAUCCAUUUUGGGAACAGUUCCUAGCUAGCCCACAACCUGGGGAGACAGAGAUGGACUCAACUUCACUAGAAGCUCCAACAGAGGGAAGCGAAGCAAAGCCACUAGAGAAUGGAUGGAACAAAACUCAACAUGUGGAACAGCUUACAGAACAGAUGGGGCUUCUUACUUCAGACAACCAAGAGGUUUGACCUUGUACAAAACUUUACCUAUACCCUUUGUCCCCCGUUGUCCUGGCUUUUCUUUAUAACAUAUGGAGAGACUCGGUUUUAGGUUUCUCUUAAUAAUUUUUUUCCUCUUGGAUUAGACAAAAGUGAAAUGAACUCAACCGGUAUGGUGGUGUUUGUAAGGCCGCAGCUUUUUGUGGGUUUAUGACGAGUUGUACUGUUGUUGUUCUUUUAAUGCCAGGCUUUGUAGUACCAAAGGACCUUAUCUAAGAUAGAUGCUAAGUAAUAUGUUUAUUACUGUAUUAUUAUUUUGUAGUUUUUCUUUUUAGCUCUUUCUUUGACCCUUUAAUCUGUAAAUACUUAGAAAUUAUUUAUCUAAUUUUUAUGUAAUAUCUGUA